Molecule: messenger RNA, 659 nt
Organism: Racocetra persica
Lineage: Eukaryota; Fungi; Glomeromycota; Glomeromycetes; Diversisporales; Gigasporaceae
Source: the annotation of a GenBank genome assembly
AUGGGAUCCUUAAGUCAAAAAUCUUUGAAUUUAUCAAUCCAUAAUGAUUCUACCGUUAUCAAAUCUUCUACACCAACAAAAAAACGGACCAAAACGUGUUCCCGAACGUUAGCGGCUCCAACACUAGUAACAGUCAGAAAUCCUAAAACUCUUCGUCCAAUUUUUCUCGAAUAUUCUAUUCAUGCUGGAUCGAAUAAAUUUAAUAGAGAAUUGAUAAAUGUAUUUCCACAUAUCGUUGAACCUGAUAAAUGUCUCGUAAUACCAGUGUUCUUUAAAUGUCGAAAUGAUUUAGUUGGAAUUGGUGAAAGAAUCGAUAAAGAAAAAGAUGAAAAAUUGGAAGAUUUUAUUGAAUGGGGUAAGGAAAUUUGUCAAAAAUUAAGGGAUCUUGGGUAUUGGUCUGAUCUCACUGAUCCUGCUUCAGGAUAUCCAAUGUUUUCCGAUCCUGGUCCAUCGACCUAUCCAGACGUUCAAGGUGCCGAACAACUUUUAAAAUAUGAUAUUUAUAAUGCUGGGUGUUGUCAUAUUUUACUACAUCCAAAAUGGGGUAGUAAAGUUUACCCUGGAACUUUAUUUACUACUGCUAAUGAAAAUUGUAUUAAACAAAUUAUUAAUGAAAGCGUUUUAAAAUUUCAUAAUUCACUUUAUGAAGAAGAUAAUGA